UCACAGCCUUUAUUUGCGGCUUCCUCUGUUUACAAUAUGGCGACUCAGAAGCGGGGAGCGGGCGCCACUGGAUGGCCAAAAAACUCCACUCCACCAUCUUAUGGUGCUAAAUACAACGGGAAUCCCUCAAUGGCGCUCAACAGAACAAUUAGUCUGUACCCACUGACAAACUACACAUUUGGAACAAAGGAUCCCUUAUUUGAAAGAGAUCCCAGUGUUCCUGCAAGAUUCCAGAGGAUGCGGGAAGAGUUUGAUAAGAUUGGAAUGCGAAAGAGUGUUGAAGCCGUCCUACUGGUCCACGAGCAUGGCCUUCCCCAUGUGCUGCUCCUCCAGUUGGGCACCACCUUCUUUAAACUGCCAGGUGGAGAACUCAACACAGAUGAGGAUGAGGUGGAAGGACUCAAGAGGCUGCUAACAGAGACCCUAGGGAGGCAGGAUGGUGUCUCACAGGAGUGGGUUAUUGAAGACAUCAUUGGUAAUUGGUGGAGACCUAAUUUUGAGCCUCCACAGUAUCCCUAUAUACCCUCACACAUCACCAAGCCUAAGGAGCACAAAAAGCUUUUCCUUGUACAGCUUGGAGAAAAGGCAUUAUUUGCAGUACCAAAGAACUACAAACUUGUUGCAGCACCGUUAUUUGAACUCUAUGAUAAUUCUCAAGGCUAUGGACCAAUUAUUUCUUCAUUGCCACAGGCUUUGUGCAGGUUCAACUUUACAUACAUGUAGGUCUCCAAAAUAAUUAGAAAUGAAUGUGUGAAAAUAGAUGUUUUUUGUAAAUUUUGACACAAGUUUUUGAAACCUCCAAGUUCUAUUUUAUAUAAUUACCUAUAUAAUGUUUCCAUAGUAACUGGACCACUUCAUGGACAAAAUCAUUGUAAUGGCUCAAGUUUAAGAGGACUGUUGAUGGAAUGCCAGAUUUUGCAAUUUCAUACUUGCUAAUAUUUCUGUUCUAUAUUCCUUUAAGAAAAGGGUAAUGUAAGUGAUCACAACUCUUAUUUUUAGGAGGCAUUUCUCUGACUAAGUGGAUGGAUAUGUUGCUUCUCAUUUUGUCUUUUACUAAUCGAAGCCUUCAUUAUUCACAGAAAAUUAUGUAGUCAUCUUGGUAGUUGCAUAGCAGUGUGUGUACUACUAAUGUGAACUUGGACACUGAUUCUCAGACAGUGCUAACAUGGUACAAAAUAAUAGGUGGAUCUUAUCCAUGAUGCCCGCAGUCUUACUGAGAAAGAUCAUGGCUAACAUGUGGCAGUCUAUUCUUAGUAAUUAAAACACUGUAUAAACACCAUUUUAUUUUCCAUGUGCCCAUUCCAGUUUGUUUUAGAAUCAGACUGCAAUUGAAAUAUUCAUGUAUGUAAAGACUAGUAAAUUUUUUUUUAGAUUU
Homarus americanus (American lobster) is the source of this 1375-nucleotide messenger RNA. It is a transcript of the gene Cpsf5, whose product is annotated as cleavage and polyadenylation specificity factor subunit 5-like. Bases 37 to 723 code for a protein of 228 amino acids. The transcript has 5 exons. Gene Ontology annotation, molecular function: mRNA binding. Lineage: Eukaryota; Metazoa; Arthropoda; Malacostraca; Decapoda; Nephropidae. Gene Ontology annotation, cellular component: mRNA cleavage factor complex. The record is from RefSeq and is a predicted model, not a curated record.